Messenger RNA from Pediculus humanus corporis (human body louse), 561 nucleotides. Its product is annotated as Neuronal calcium sensor, putative. The record is from RefSeq and is a predicted model, not a curated record. The transcript is spliced from 4 exons. Lineage: Eukaryota; Metazoa; Arthropoda; Insecta; Psocodea; Pediculidae. Gene Ontology annotation, molecular function: calcium ion binding. The coding region runs from base 1 to 561 and encodes 186 amino acids.
AUGGGUUGCUUCGGAAGCAAAGACAAACUAUCAAAAGAGGAUAUGGAUUUUCUUAAAUCUCACACGAGAUACGAUGAAGCAACCAUCAAAGAAUGGUACAAAGGUUUCAAGCAAGAUUGUCCAAAUGGCAGAUUGACUCCGGCCAAAUUCGUCGACAUGUAUAAAAUGUUUUUCCCAAGCGGAAACGCCGAAGAAUUCUGUGAUCACGUUUUCCGUACAUUUGAUAUGGAUAAAAACGGAUACAUCGAUUUCAAGGAAUUCUUAUUGGCCAUCGAUGUAACCUCGUCGGGAACACCUGAAGAAAAGCUCAAAUGGGCUUUUAGAAUGUAUGACGUAGACGGAAAUGGCGUCAUCGACAUUCAAGAAAUGACCAAAAUAGUUCAGGCUAUUUACGACAUGUUGGGAGCGUGUUCGAGCAAUCGUCCGGCGGAUUCGGCGGAAGAAAGAGCAAAAAAUAUUUUUGCUAAAAUGGACGAAAACAACGAUGGACAAUUGACUCAAGAUGAAUUUCUCAAAGGUUGUUUGCAAGACGAAGAACUCUCGAAAAUGUUGGCACCUUAA